GACAUUUUGAUCACAUUACUAAGGAUUAUCAUGAUCACAUAGCAGAAAUUUCAGCAAAGCUUGUAGCCAUAAUGGAUAGUUUAUUUGACAAGCUGCUCUCGAAGUAUGAAGUGAAGGCACCUGUUCCUUCUACGUGCUUCAGGAACAUAUGUAAACAGAUGGCAAAGAUGCAUGAGGCAAUAUAUGACCUUCUUCCGGAGGAGCAAACACAGAUGUUAUUUUUACGAAUUAAUGCAAGCUACAAACUUCAUUUGAAGAGGCAGUUGGCCCAUUUAAAUGUAGUCAACGAUGGAGGACCUCAAAAUGGGUUGGUUACAGCAGAUGUAGCAUUUUACACUGGAAACCUCCAAGCUUUGAAAGGGCUUCAAACACUGGACUUAAAUAUGGCAGAAAUCUGGGAACAGAAAAGGUGAUAAUCCCGCAAGAAUUCUCUCUUCUCACGGGAUGCUGGCUUCUUCCUAGAAGAUAAAUAUGUGGGACCCAGAAGAACAGACUCUUGAAAUGGGGUGGAAAUUACCUACAGAACUGACUUUGGGACCGAGUCCUUUAAGGAAGGAAAAUAUCAGAUUCUUGUGCAUUUUUUCUCGUUUUCUCUGGAACAGGCUCAGGUUUCUUUGGACCAAAUCCAAAAGAAUACAUAGCUGUAACACAGCUGUUGUUGUCUAGAGAGUGCUCUGUAAAUCUUUAUAUUAAAAGGAUGCUUUGCAUUUCCUCUAGUACAAUGGAAUUUUAAUGGUGUCUCACCUUUAUUUAAUGAUGAUGGUACAGUUUGGAAAUUCUUGCUGUUGAAUUCUAUGAAAAUGUUUUCACUAUAAAUACUGUUAAAUUAUUUUUUUACAGAUGUUUCUAUAAAGUCUCAAUUACCUACACAGC
Molecule: messenger RNA, 873 nt
Organism: Anolis sagrei ordinatus
Lineage: Eukaryota; Metazoa; Chordata; Lepidosauria; Squamata; Anolidae
Source: RefSeq, a predicted model, not a curated record